GUUAGUGCUACUUGACAACCACAAGGUGGCGGUGUAGACCGGAAGUAGCAUGGCUCAUUCGAUUUCCGGCAUCUGAUCGGCGUGGAUGACAGUUCGGCUCUGAUCUCUGCGGGGAUAUGGCGGCUGAGGGGGCGACAGAAACUGAAAUGUCCUUUGAAGAAGAAGAGGAGGAGGAGGAUCAUGGGAUCGCUCUUUCAAUGGUUGAGAGACCUAAAAAAAUGCGAGCAAAAAUCCCUAAGAGCUGCCACGUGACCACGGAUCUGUGUGUCCGCCUCAUACACAAAGCCAUGUGUAAGAAUCAGUGGGAGAGAGCGUCCGGACUCCUGUCCAAUUACCUCCAGAUACUCGAGGAUCGCAACACAUUUAGACGGGGAGAAGCCCCAAAGAUUAUUUGGAGAUUAGGAAAUGAGAUCCUUCUUAAUCAUCCGAAAGCCACAAAAGACGACAUCAGCGUGUUCAACGAAUACAUGAAGAACAUCGGGGUAAAGAACUAUCUUCCGAUUUCCCUGGAGCAGGCCUAUUACAUGAUGUGUAUCGGGGAGACUGAUGAAGCUCUGCGGGUGCUCAGUUUAGCGGAGAGCUGGCGGUACGGGCGACUCUCCAUCAGUCAGAACAAGCUGCAGAAGCUGAUCCAGGCGCAUAGGGCCGUCCUCAACUACCGCUCCUGGGUGGAUCUGAAAGCUGCAGCCGGUCAGAAUGAUCAGGAUUAUGUUUCCCAGUCGUCUUCCACUCAGGUUAUGAGAAGCUACUACAGACAAGCCACCGUCGCGUUUCGGGAGAUCAUUCAGUCCCCUGGAGUUUGGGAUCCCUUCGUUCUCAACUAUGUGCAUCUUCUUGAAUCAUCUGGAGAAAAACAGGAGGCAGAAAAGGUCUUAACAGAAUAUGCAAAUAAUACUAAGAACCCGGCCAAUCCUAAUGCCCACGUGUACCUGUACGAGUUCAUGACGAGGAAUGAGGCUUCUGAUGAAAUGCUAAUAAAUACUCUAAGGCCAUUGUAUGCCAUGACGCCAUCCCACAAACUUAUGCUGAAUUUUAGCAAACUCCUUCACAGUGCUGACUCAGAAGACGAUCAGAAGCUUGCUCUACAGGUUCUUUUUGAUCUCUUGGAAUUUUCGGGUUGGAAGAAGGAUCUAAAGGCUUGGAGUUACUUGGCAAAGCAGCUGAAGAGAACUUUUCGCCAUGAUCGUAGCGCUUGGGUAUUAGAGGCCUGGCUGCCCCGAAAGAGCUGGUGGCCGUCGUACCACUUCACAAAGUUUCACGCCAAAAAGGACUGGCAGGAGUGCGCAGAACUUGCCAUGAAAAAGGCUUUAGUAGCUGGAACGUUACAGGGACCGGACUGUGUCUAUUAUACCUGGGUCUCUGUAUCCGGGAGGCGUCGGCACAAGGCGGCCAUGAAUCGUAUGGACAAGUUUAUUAAGAAGCACAACUGUGAAAACAUCCCAGAUCCAGUGUUGGUGCCGUCUGAACCGUAGAGAAGCAGGCAGCCAUUUUACCCAUACAUCACUACGUUGAGGUGUCGGACACUAUGAUGACGCAGUCACAUGGUACGUCACAGGAUUAUAUUGGACAAAACCUCCACUACACGGAAUCGGAUUGUAUCACUUGAUACCUUUUCGUAACUACUAACCGGCUUAGAUGGAUCAUGUGAUACACCGUGGUGCGUUCCAUAAAAAAUGGCUGCCUCCACCGUUAGUUGAACCAACCACCCCUCCCCUCCAGUUAUAUGUGAAGGAUCUCAUCAUGGACCUUUUUGUUGUGUUCUGUUUUCAUGUUUAAAGUUAAACAGUUUAAAGCAGAAAGUUAAACAGUUUUUUGUAAAUUACUUCUAUUAAAAAAUCUUAAUCCUUCCAGUACUUAUUAGCUGCUGAAUACUACAGAGGAAGUUAUUUUCUUUUUUGAACACAGAGCUCUCUGCUGACAUCACGACCACAGUGCUCUCUGCUGACACCUCUGUCCGUGUCAGGAACUGUCUCCAGAGCAGCAUAGGUUUGCUAUGGGGAUUUUCUCCUGCCGUGGACAGUUCCUGAUACGGGCAUCAGGUGUCAGCAGAGAGCACUGUGGAUAACACAAAAAAGAAAUUCAAAAAGUAAAGAAUUUCCUCUGUAUUAUACAGCUGCUAAAAAGUACU
Messenger RNA from Hyla sarda, 2128 nucleotides. It is a transcript of the gene TAF1A, whose product is annotated as TATA-box binding protein associated factor, RNA polymerase I subunit A. Gene Ontology annotation, biological process: transcription by RNA polymerase I. Bases 117 to 1472 code for a protein of 451 amino acids. Gene Ontology annotation, cellular component: RNA polymerase I transcription regulator complex. The transcript has 11 exons. The record is from RefSeq and is a predicted model, not a curated record. NCBI's taxonomy places the organism in Eukaryota, Metazoa, Chordata, Amphibia, Anura, Hylidae.